AAAUAUCUCUAAUAGUUGACUCUAAAUACAAAAUUGUAGUGUAAUAGCAAUCGCUCGCGUAUGUCCUAAAUGAGGCGUCGUUUGGUUUUAAAUUGCAUGUUUUCUUUCUCUUUCCAUUUCGCGUUGAGUCAAUAGGCUUCUCACACACCGUGCUCACUGAACAGGUAUCAACGCGACCAGCCACUUAUUAUCUAUCGGGCGCAAAAAUCAAGCGCUUUAAGAUGUUAGAAGAAUCAUCAGAGCCAGGGUGGCUAUCUGAAGAAGUAAAAACUGGGACCACCAUCAUUGCUAUUGAGUUUGAUGGAGGGGUGGUGCUGGGCUCUGACUCCCGAGUGUCUGCUGGGGAGACUGUGGUGAACCGGGUGAUGAACAAGCUCUCUCUCCUCCAUGACAAGAUCUACUGCGCCCUGUCAGGCUCGGCUGCGGACGCCCAGACCAUCGCUGAGAUGGUUAACUCCCAGCUGGAUGUGCACAGCAUUGAGGUUGGAGAGGAUCCUCAAGUUCGUUCAGCUGCCACUCUGGUGAAAAACAUCUCGUACAAGUACAAAGAAGAGCUGUCAGCGCAUCUCAUUGUUGCCGGGUGGGACAAGAGAGGAGGGGGACAGGUGUACGUGACCCUGAAUGGCUUGUUGUCCAGACAACCCUUUGCGGUAGGCGGUUCCGGAAGCGCUUAUGUCUAUGGGUUUGUUGAUGCAGAGUACCGGAAGGCCAUGAGCAAAGAGGACUGCCAACAGUUUGUUGUCAACACACUUUCAUUGGCCAUGAGUCGAGAUGGUUCGAGUGGAGGUGUGGCCUACCUUGUCACUAUCGAUGAAAAGGGUGCAGAGGAGAAAUGCAUCCUGGGCAACGAGUUGCCCACUUUUUAUGAUCAGUAAAAACUGUGUUGUGAAAACUGAAACACUCAAGUUGUCGUAGUUAUUGAACAGUGAGUGGACAUUUGGCCGACUUAUGAACAAACAGUAUUAAAUCUACACAGGAUAUAGAAUGUUUGAAUAAGGUUAUAAAUCAUGCUGGCACAAUGUUCAAUAUUCUCAUCCCCACAUCACUACACAUACUACUUUUGUAUUAUUCAUAAUAGUUAAGCCCUCUGUUGAAGACACUGAUUUUAUUUUGGGCACCCGGGGACCUCAUGCUGGACUGUGUCUUUGGGUGAUUCACAAGUCAAUAAACCAUCUCUCAAUUAAA
This is a messenger RNA of Oncorhynchus nerka (sockeye salmon), 1185 nucleotides long. RefSeq names its product proteasome subunit beta type-9. The record is from RefSeq and is a predicted model, not a curated record. The coding region runs from base 222 to 875 and encodes 217 amino acids. The transcript is spliced from 6 exons. Gene Ontology annotation, cellular component: proteasome core complex. Gene Ontology annotation, molecular function: threonine-type endopeptidase activity. Lineage: Eukaryota; Metazoa; Chordata; Actinopteri; Salmoniformes; Salmonidae.